GUGUCUCGUGGAGGUCUCUGUACAACACCUUCAACUCACACAGGGGUGUUAAGAGUGACGUCACGAGCGCCGCCAUCUUUACUUCCUACCUGAUGUGGACGUGAAGACAGCGGCUAAUACGUCUGUCUGGGUGUCAUGCAAUGGGCGCUUUCGUGUGGUGAACUUGAGAGUGCAGCUUCUACAUUGAACAAUUCAUAAAGACAUUAAAACAAUGAUCUUCUCGUUCUGAUAGACUCCCUGUUGUGGUGUGGUGGUACUGCCUUUACUGCAUAAUAUAAACAAAGGCAACCAAAUUGAGAACGAUGGAGAACGACACACUUAGUGAACCAGAGGACACCAUCCCUCUCAACUGCUCUUAUCUGUUGUAUGGUGACCUCUACAACAGGUCAGAUUUCCUCAACGAAUCCAACUGCACUCUGGGGCUGUUCACGGGAGGCAAAAAUGAGAUGAGCAUCGCGGCCAUCGUUAUUACACAGAUGUUCUACGCCAUCACGUGUCUGGUGGGUCUGUGCGGCAACACCCUCGUCAUCUACGUAGUCACCAGGUUCUCCAAGAUGCAGACGGUCACCAAUCUGUACAUUCUCAAUCUUGCCAUCGCUGACGAGCUGUUUGUAGUCGGGAUCCCCUUCUUGAUGACCACCUCCAUGUUGCGUUACUGGCCCUUCGGCUCAAUCAUGUGUAAGUUGUACAUGAUCACGACGUCCCUCAACCAGUUCACCAGUUCACUCUUCCUGACCAUCAUGAGCGCUGACCGGUACAUCGCCGUCUGUCACCCCAUCAGCUCACCGAGGUUCCGGACACCUAUGAUCUCCAAGCUGGUGUCCCUGACGGCCUGGACCUUAUCUGCCCUCAUGAUCGUGCCAGUCUUCAUGUACUCCAACACACUCCAGGACAACGGCUUAGAUAACUGCAAUAUCUUUUGGCCAGAGAGUCAAGGAGUGAGGGGCGAGAUCGCCUUUAUCCGAUAUUCCUUCGCUCUUGCUUUCGGAAUCCCUCUUACUCUCAUCUUUAUCUUCUACAGUUUAGUUCUCCACAAGUUGAAGUCCGUCGGACCCAAGUCAAAGUCUAAAGAGAAGAAGAAGUCACGGCAGAAGGUGACCCGGCUGGUGCUGACGGUGAUCACAGUUUACGUCAUCUGCUGGCUCCCCUACUGGGUGUUGCAGCUCACCCUCAUCCUCAGCACGCCAAAACAGGGGCACAGUAACUUCAUGGUGGUGCUGUUCAUGAUCUCCUCCUGCCUCUCCUACAUUAACUCGGCGCUCAACCCCAUCCUGUACGCCUUCCUCAGUGACAACUUCAAAAAGAGCUUCAUGAAAGCGUGCACCUGCGCCGCCAGGAUGGAGGUCAACAACGCCCUAAGACCUGAGAACUCUAUGUUUCCCCUUCGUCAGCGGGGGACAUCGGCGAAAUCCCGCAUGACCCGACGAGACAGAGAGUCCGGGGAGGGAACUACGUCCCAGUGUGGACUUAGCAAGGAGCCCUCUACAGCCGUCACCACUACCAACGCCAGGCCCAACCUGAGCAAUAACAGCGGUAGCAGUGGCGAUGAGCUCACUGUCAGGAACGGAAGGUCUCCAGGACCCCGGCUCCCGGACCUUAUCCAGUAGGCUGCCUCGACGGCCAUGCUGCUGGGCUGUCAGCAACACACACCUGCUCGGCCAUCCUCGACACAACACAUUGUGCUUAAGGUUUCCUGAACGUCUUAAUCAUUCCUGAGAUAAAUGGGAACCAAAACCACAUCACAACUAUUGGUCACUUAAUGAGUAACAUGUUAUAAUAGGCUGAGUUCUUUCACCUUAUAUCACAAGUGAUGCAAAAAAAUAACAUUAACCUGUGAGUUAUAUUUUGCUGUCAACCUCCACAAUGUUUAGUUAACAACAGACCUGGACUGUUAAUGUGGGUACUGAUGUGGCGUCAAUAAUCUUAUAUGAAGGUCAAGUCAUUAUGACUGUAACGUCCUUUACACGUUACAUCACUGACUUGUAUGUAACGUUCUUCUGAAGCUCCAGUUACGUCACCUACCUGCACGUUACAUAACUUACCCUGGUAGUGAUGUUGGUAAAAUUCACGUAACAUCACACACCUGUGUCUUGCAUCACUCAUUUGCAUGUGAUGUCAUUUACUAAAUGUUGUGUCACUUGAAUGUAAAAUAAUUCACCAACAUCUGUACUCUUACCUGAACCUGACUCACUUACCUUCAGUACUUGGAUAUGGUAUUCCUUACUUGUAGUUGACGUCACAGGUGUUGUUAAAGCGUCCCCCCCCCCCUUCCUCCCCCACCACCUUGGCGACACUUUUUUGCUUUACUUUUGUUUUGUUUUUAUUUUUCAUGUACAUAACAACUGUUGUGAGAUGUGGUAGCUAUACGGAGGCAGCUCACCAAAGUGUACCUCUGGCAGUGUCGACGCUACCGAACGACGUCAUCUUUGUCUCUCACAACAGCUGGUCAAUGUUAACAACACUACUUUUUAGUCAUAAGUCAAUGUGAAAGUGAUUGAUUGAAGAAAUGUCAGUGUCAUUUGAUAUAUAUAUAUAUAUAUAUAUAUAUAUAUAUAUAUAUAUAUAUAUAUAUAUAUAUAUAUAUAUAUAUAUAUAUAUA
Messenger RNA from Homarus americanus (American lobster), 2599 nucleotides. Its product is annotated as somatostatin receptor type 2-like. Gene Ontology annotation, molecular function: peptide binding; somatostatin receptor activity. The record is from RefSeq and is a predicted model, not a curated record. NCBI's taxonomy places the organism in Eukaryota, Metazoa, Arthropoda, Malacostraca, Decapoda, Nephropidae. Bases 303 to 1607 code for a protein of 434 amino acids. Gene Ontology annotation, cellular component: membrane; neuron projection. Gene Ontology annotation, biological process: G protein-coupled receptor signaling pathway. The transcript is spliced from 4 exons.